GCAUUCAAACAUUACACACAAUGACGUGUCACUGCUUUUUAAAAUAAUGGGUCUUAAUUUUAAUAAAUGUGAUUAACGAAGCUAAACUGCCACAUCACUGUGUGUAAUGUUUGAGUGUAUAUUUUUAGUACAUAUAUCAUUACUCCUUAAUUCUAAUUUUAAUAUCUGAAACAAACGUCACCUAAAUGUUUAUAUUUCGACACUAUAGUGCUGGCAUGCAAUUUUGUUUCAAAAUUUGCGAGAUAAUAGGCUAUAUGGCCAGAUGAACAAUAUACUCAUAGCUCACAAACUAAAGAUUUUGUCACAUAUCUGAGUUGGUGAUUUGUAUAUGUUAGCAACAUAUAUGCCUAAGCCAUUUUUUUGGCUUCUUAUCUGGUCUAUAAAUGGUCAUUCACCUUAAAUAUAUACUACCAUUAAGCAUAUGAGAAAAUCACCCCCAAAAAAGGAAGGCAGUUACAUUGGUUUAGCCUCUAUAUUAUUUCUAAAGAUCUGGUCAAACAACUAAUAUGGUUCUCUAACUUGUCUUUUUGCCUUAAACUAUCCAAAAAAAUGUUCCAAAAGAGAUGGAAACCCCAUCACGUGUCCUAAAAAUACAAUACCAUUAACCUUUUCCACUCAUUAAUUUAUUUCAUUUUGAGCCUUUAAUCUUUAUUCAACUUGACCUGUACAAGUACAGGGCAAAGGGUGGCUAAAUUUUGUAGAGUUCAUCAUCAUAUCUCAAUUUUCUGAGAUAUAGAGAGAAAGAACUCCUCCUGUGGUUUCUCACUGAACGUUUCAUCAUCUCUUGUAUUUUGAUAUUAUAUUAUCAUUAUUGAUCUUUCUCUGUUGAGCUUCUGAGGUUUAACAGCACAAAGAAAGACAAACCACAAAAAAAUGGCGUUCAGUGGAACCCAACAGAAAUGUAAGGCUUGUGAUAAGACUGUUCAUUUCAUUGACAUGUUAUCAGCUGAUGGAGUUAUCUAUCACAAGACUUGCUUCAAAUGCAGUCACUGCACUGGCCUUCUUGUGAUAAGCAAUUACUCCUCUAUGGAUGGAGUCUUGUAUUGCAAGCCUCACUUUGAGCAACUCUUCAGGAAAACUGGUAGUUUCACCAAGAAAUUUCAAUCUGGAAAGCCACCAACCGAACAACUGGCCAGGGCCCCUAGCAAGCUCUCAUCCAUGUUCUCUGGAACUCAAGACAAAUGUGCAGUCUGCAGCAAAACAGUAUACCCACUGGAAAAGGUCACUGUGGAGGGAGAAUUUUACCACAAGUCAUGCUUCAGGUGCAAUCAUGGGGGUUGCUUCCUGUCAACAUCAUCCUAUGCUGCUUUGGAUGGAAUCCUUUACUGCAAGCACCACUUUGCCCAGUUAUUCAAGGAGAAGGGAAGCUAUAAUCACCUCAUUAAAACUGCUUCAAUGAAGAAAAAUGGAGUUUUAUUAGCAGAAAAUAACCCUGAGAUAAUAGCAAAAACAAAAGCUGAAGCAGCAGAAGUAAACCCCAAUGAGGAUUCAGUCCAAACAUGAAAUCAAUCCAAUAAAAAAAAAAAGGAAGACAAUCAGCUUGGUUUAAUAAUUUUGGUUUGAUAUUUUCCCAUAUGUAGCAAUGUUUUCCCAUUUUGUUUUGUACAAGUUGUUGCUAUAUGAAUGGGUCCUGGGCUUCACUUCCAUUUAGCUUGAAUUUUCAA
This is a messenger RNA of Humulus lupulus (European hop), 1664 nucleotides long. Its product is annotated as LIM domain-containing protein WLIM2a-like. Gene Ontology annotation, molecular function: actin filament binding. NCBI's taxonomy places the organism in Eukaryota, Viridiplantae, Streptophyta, Magnoliopsida, Rosales, Cannabaceae. Bases 874 to 1503 code for a protein of 209 amino acids. The transcript has 5 exons. Gene Ontology annotation, biological process: actin filament bundle assembly. The record is from RefSeq and is a predicted model, not a curated record. Gene Ontology annotation, cellular component: actin cytoskeleton; plasma membrane.